AUUAACAAGUAUUGAAUUAUAUGAUUUGUGGUAAAAAUAUGUCUAAUAAUGUAAUUUUAAUAAUUGUUUCCCGUUAAACGAUUGGAUUAUGAGUUCAAUUCUUAGCACAUUUUUAAUAGGUUCAAUCAUUUGAUUGUUCAUAAUUAUCCAACUGUUUGAUUAUUUUUUUUUUAAAGACGUAUUUAUAAAGAUAUCAUUUCGAUAAAUGAACGUUUAUUAUAGUAUUUCUUUAAAUUAAUGGUGGAUUUUUGUUGCAUUUAAUUCAUUUUAUCCCGGAUUAUAAAAAAAAAAUGGCACAAGUUGGUAGCCUAAAUAAUAAUUCUUCCUUGUUUAAUCACCAUAAUCUUGAUCAUGGUAAUUCUAAUUCAUUAUCAAAAAUAUUUCAUCUACAACUUCCUGAAUUAAUUACUUCAACACAAAUAAAUCGAUCAGCUCCAUCGAGUGCAUGUCCAUCUGAUGAUUCUGGAAUUGAAAGAACUUUGAAUCUGAGUCCAUCAUCCCCAUUUCCUGAAGAUACUGAUUCAGAUGAUGCUCAAUCAUUUAUCAGCUUUGAUGUCAGGCGUUCAGCUAGUCAGUUGCAGAUGCCUCAUCAUCCGUUGAAAUUGGGCCCUUGUCAUUUCGGCUCUGCUGUUAAUUAUGUUGAGUCAGCCAGACUUUCGCCUCCAGGGACCUGUGCAGCAGUGGUCGACGAUAAUUACUAUCCCAUAGCAAGUCCUAAGUCAAAUAAACCUGAAGUUAAAAGUGGGAAUCGUUUUCAAAUUUUAUCAUAUGAACGAGUGACUAAGUUGCACUACGUUUUGUCGAAAACCAUCCCGAUCCAUAGCAGAUACCCAGGAUUUCCAACUAUUAUGGUCAAACUCCAUGAUUUGUUUAGGGAAGUUCGGGGAAAUCUUAAAGCAGCUGGGAUUCCCAUUCGAAAUAUUCGCCUAAACGGUGGUGCUGCCUCAUAUAUUAUUGGACAAGAAGAUUAUCCCGUCUAUAAUGAUAUAGAUGUUUUGAUAUCUGUUGAUUUAAGCUCAAAUAGUUCAACAUUUCAAAAAGUGAAAUCAGCUGUGCUGAAUGCGUUGAUAAGUUUCUUGCCAGAAGACAAAAUAAUAGAACCCUUUCAGCAGCAUAAUAUUCCCAGUCAACCUCAAAUUAACCCAUGUUGUGAUCUCCAAUCUCACGAUAAUGUUCCAAAAGUACCAGGACGUGGUCAAGGAAUGUCACUUAACAGUUCACCUGUAACAACUAAGAGUCAUUUCAGUUCUACGGAGUUGAGGCAUAUUGAUAAGGUGAAAGUGAACAAUACAAUAAAUUCGAAUUCUACUGAAACAGAAUUUGAUAAAACUGUUGAACUUAAACGCAUGGGCGAUAUCACUCAGAAUCAAUGUGGUGUUCCGACGCUUGGUAUCUCACGUCCCAACAUUGUUGAGUGUUCCUGUCAAAGGCAAUGGAAUAAUCCUAAACCGAUAUCUUUCUCUCCUUUAUCCUUUAUGCAUCCAGGGCAGCAGUCUAUCUACAAUAUUCAUUCCCCAUUCAACACUCUUAAUGUAAACGCUAUGAACAGUAUUCAAAGUUCUGCUUCUGCUCCUAAUAUUUCUAGCCAUUCAGAUGGAUUUAGUUUACGCGAGUCAUAUGUGUACAAACAGUUCCGUAAAUUUAGUCAAGAUGAUGAUUGUUGGUCACUUUUAUCCCUUGGUUUCCCUUCUUCCGACUCAAAAGUAAUUGAAUUCAAAUUUGUUGAUCGAAUGAAACGUCAGUUUGAAUUUACCGUUGAUAGUUUUCAAAUAGUUUUAGAUUCUUUGUUAACAUUUUAUGAAUCCAAUUCAGGAAAAAGCAUAACUCCACACUUUUAUCCGACAAUUGUUGCUGAAUCAGUAUCUGGAUCGUUUUCAGAAGCAUUUUAUCACUUAGAGAAUAAACUAAUUGCAACCACUGAACCAGAAAUGAUUCGUGGAGGUGGUCUUUUGAAAUACUGUCGACUUCUGGUUAGUGGAUAUAAACCUGCUGAAGGAGUUGACGUAUAUACACUUGAAAGAUACAUGAGUUCCAGAUUUUUUAUUGAUUUUCAAGAUUUAUCCAGCCAAAAAGUUAAAUUAGAAGCUUUUUUAGCGAAUCAUUUUGCAGAGCAUGAAAUUUCUUUAAAAAUCAAUUAUUUACGCAUUUUAUAUCAAGUUGUAAGUGGUUCCACUAUAUGUCUUAUGUCUCAUGAACAUUUUCAAACUUUAAAUCUUAUCGGAGAACUGUUACGCUAUCUUAUGUAUUAUUAUUGUUAUUACCAUUUUAAUCGUUCAUCUUUAAGUUUGGAAUGGUUUGCUGAAAAACAAAAUCUUGUUCUAGAUAAAAUUUAUUUUGGUACACAGCUUUUUCCUGUAAUUUCAAGAAGUGAAUCUUAUUCAAAAAAUUGUUUUUGUUUUUACAAGCAUAAUAAAUCAUCAACUGAUCUUUCUAUGAUUCCUCUGAAUGUUGCUAAAUUUUCAUCAACAAAUUCUAAUUGUAAUUCUACUAAAAUCUUUUCAUCAACCAAGUCUACAUUUGACACAGAUAAUGAUCCUAUCAGUGAUAACAUUUUAGAAGAAAAAACAAAUGAAUUGAAAUUGGACUUGCGUACAGAGUGUAACGAAUCAUCAUCAACUGACUGAUUAACUGUAUGAGACUAUAAUGUUUAAAUCAGCUUUAAAAAACUGUGUUUAUGUACUUCAUUGAAAUUGUUCUGUUCUAUGCAAACUGUUGUUAUCUACAUACUGUUUUGUAUGUUGGUGUGUUUAUGUAUAUGUGUAGGUUCACAUUGAUGUAUGUUUUCAUCAAUUAUAGAGUAAUUUUGUAUUAUUUUAUUUUAUUUUACUGUUUGUGUUGUCUUAUUCAUAUAUUGUCUGUCGAUAAAAUACAUAAACAGAAUAACCUGUUUUGUUCAACUUUGUUUCAUACUCAUUCAUAUAAUAAUACGCAUUUACUGAUUGUACGCAUAUAUGUGAUGAAAAUGCAAGUAACAUAAUCGGUUUAAUUUUCAUAGAUUAUAAUUGUUCGAAUACGAAAUUCAAUUCCACGAAAUAGUGAAUUUAUUAGCGGAGAAAAUGUUUAUCAAUGUCAUGAUUCAUUGCAAACACAAGAAAACGAAGUGACAUGAAAAAAUAACACUGGAAAACAAAAAAAUUCAACCCGGUGAUGGGUGUAUUGUAAUUAUUUGUCUCUAUAUGUUUGUGUAUUUCCGAAUUGUGUUAAUCUCUAUUUGCACCCUCCUUGUGUUCUUUUUCUUUUGUCUUUCAUCGUUGUUUCUAUGUUGAAUCUUUAUUUCUUGUACAAAAAUAUUCUCUGGGUCUGUGUAUCUGUAUUAAAUAUUCAAUACAAAACUAAUACUAAUGUUACUGCAAAUAACAAACGGAUGUGUUGUGAAUCAGAAAUUCUUGCUUGCACACACGUACCGCUCUCAGUAUCUGUCACAAAUCUCCAGUAUUGUUUGUAUUGAGCUCUGUUCUCUUUCCGAAAGCUUCUCUGCUUCAUUAACAUGAAUACUUUUUUAGCCAUUAUUUUUUUACUCCAUGAAGAUCGUCAAUUAAGUCUUACGAAUAUGUGUAUUCACGUUUGAAAUAUGACUGAUUUUCAAAGCGGCUUUGUUCUCUAUUUACAUUUUCUGUAGUCUGUUUAUCAUCAGUAUUCCAGACUAAUUGGAAAGGAUUAUUCAAUUGUUUCCGUCUUUAAUUAAUCAAGACAUUAACUCUCAAUCGUCUCAUGCAAUAAUAAUGUAUGAACAUGAAUAAGUAUUCAAGAAAUUCCUUAGCCAUGUAUUAUAGUUAAAAUGCAUCUGUUAUUAUUUCAUGGUUGGUCUAGUUGAUCGUCUUGUUUGUAAUAAUUGUUUCGUAUACUCAACAUGCCCUCCCUCUACAAUACACAACCAUCUCUUUUUACAUCCAUGUAAGUAUUAAUUUCCAGUGGAUAUUUUUCUUAGCUACAUGAAUACAUGUCUUAUCAAAAGAGAAAUUAUUUUAUCGAUGACAUCUCUUAAUAUGGAUAUCCGUACAAAAUGAUGCAGCUGUUCUCUCUACAUAUAUGGAUUGUACACAUCAAAAACAUUCAUUUACUUUAACUGGUUUCUGAAUCUAUUACUGUUAUCAUUACCAUUAUUACUACUAUUACUAUUUAUUACAUAACAUAUUGUUUUCUGUUUGUAAUUUGUCUGUAAUCUAUUUUGUCCUUGUGGUGAUUAUCAUUCUAAAUUAAUCGAUCAAAAAAUAACCAUAUUUGUAUUUGUCUAUUGUUUAUUUUGUGUGUUUAUGUGUUUGUGGUUGAUAUUGCCACCGUUAUUGUCAAAAUAAUAAUAAUAAUACUUAUUGUUACUACUUCUGCUAAUCUAUCAUCACUACUACGAUUAUUAUGAGUACACCAGAUUCUCUGACAAUCUUUUUUUUUUCAAAAUGAGGCAAAAAUCGCCCAUAUUUAUUAUCAAUAUUAUUUGAAAAAAAGAAAUAAUAAAGUGAUCUAAUUACUUAUUUUUCAAAAUAAAUACAUUCUCCUGUAAAUACUAAAUCAUUCAAGUUCAUGAUAAUCAUAGCGUGUUGAUUAUCAUGUUUAUUUUGUUUCGUAGAAUUCUCGAUUAGUCUAGAUUGAUCAAAAUAAGCAUUCACACUUUUAGGAUACCUAACUGUCUAAUCGCUUAAGACAUAUUGUGUUUUGUUAAUGUACAAAGACUAUACCAUAUUUCACACUGUUUAUUUAUUGGGAUUUGAUACUAUUCUCUUUAAUUUGACGCAAUAUUUUAGUCUUCUAUGUAGUAUUUCACAAAAUGGUGAUUUACGUGGUUUCCUCGAUUAUCAUUGUGUCUUGUUGGUCCACUUUUACCAAUGUCAAUUAUUUAAAGUAUAUAAAAUGCUUCUGGUUUGUGAUGGUAAUUUCCAGUACUGUUUUUAACAACCAAGGCAUGGAAUUUAUUCGCUAACUAAGCUCCCUCCAUUCGUUCGGUUUUGUGUCUGACCGUCAAGUGGAUUUAAGACAUCUAAGUGGUUUUAUCUUACUACAGUUAUCCAUCUAACUGUUUUUGUUGCGUUGCGAUCCUAUCCAAUAUUAAUAUUUAUUGUUUAAUUGUUUCAACUGACAGGUUAUAUUCAUUUGCUGUACUCUCUUCCCAUUUGCUGCUAUUACUUGGUAUUUGAUGGCUAUAGAAAAGCAACCAUUGUUAUACGUCCG
Messenger RNA from Schistosoma margrebowiei, 5163 nucleotides. The record is from the annotation of a GenBank genome assembly. Lineage: Eukaryota; Metazoa; Platyhelminthes; Trematoda; Strigeidida; Schistosomatidae.